AUGUCUCCCCCAUCUGAACACUACUCCCCCAUCGCCCAAGACGAUCCCCAUAGCUCCUCCGAAAAGCUCUUCACCCAGCCUGUAGACGUGGAAGUAGUUGACAAGAACGUCUGCCCGUGCAGUCGCCACCACACUUCAGCCUGGCGUCGCUCCUGGCUCUGGCUGCUCGUCGUGUUCUCGCUCUUCCUCAACAUUGCCGGUCUCAUCACCUUCCUCCUUCGCUCUCGGUGCACCAAUGGAGAUGAACUCCUCAACGCCCAUUCACCUGCAUAUCCCGCCAUUGAAUACAACGUUGCUCGCUUCAAUGGCACCAUCGGAUUCCGCUCCCCGUACGUAGGCAUCGGCCCCGACGUCGACGCUGCCUGGGCAGGUAUCACUGACUCCAACAGCCACUUGCUUCCUGUCCGCAUCCCCGAUGACUACCUCACCCGCAUCGGCCUCGACGACGCCCACCUCCUGACUAAAGUCCGCUUCCUCCCCGAAGACGGCGGCGGCAGCAUGGGCACCAUAGACCUCUUCCAUACCCUGCACUGCGUCGACAUGAUCCGCAGAUACUCCUACAUCGAGCACUACCCUGAUCUCCAGAACACCAUGACCACACGCCCCGGCUUCUUCCGCGACCACCUGAACCACUGCCUCGAGAUGCUGCGCCAGAACCUCAUGUGCCACGCAGACAUCGCGUUCAUCACGUAUGACUGGGUCGCCGGCUUCCCCAAGCCGUUCCCCGACUUUAGCACCGUGCACCAGUGCCGCGACUUUAGGAAAAUCCAGCAGUGGGAGCGCGCGAACCGGGUCCGGGUCCCGCUGGAGCGCAUCCAGGCGACGAGGAAGGAGAGCGAGCUCUCCGCUGCUGACGUCGACCUCAACGGUGUGCUCACCUUUGGCCACGGCAUGGGCGGCGCACAGCCCAACUGA
Fibroporia radiculosa is the source of this 915-nucleotide messenger RNA. RefSeq lists its product as uncharacterized. Gene Ontology annotation, biological process: mycotoxin biosynthetic process. NCBI's taxonomy places the organism in Eukaryota, Fungi, Basidiomycota, Agaricomycetes, Polyporales, Fibroporiaceae. The coding region runs from base 1 to 915 and encodes 304 amino acids. The transcript has 5 exons. The record is from RefSeq and is a predicted model, not a curated record.